Molecule: messenger RNA, 1285 nt
Organism: Pleuronectes platessa (European plaice)
Lineage: Eukaryota; Metazoa; Chordata; Actinopteri; Pleuronectiformes; Pleuronectidae
Gene: mpc1
Product: mitochondrial pyruvate carrier 1
Exons: 4
Coding region: 122-460 (112 amino acids)
Biological process (GO): pyruvate import into mitochondria
Cellular component (GO): mitochondrial inner membrane
Source: RefSeq, a predicted model, not a curated record
AGCGCAGUGUUGUUGCUGAAAAUUUGACCGGUCGUCCUCUGCUCUGAGUUUCCAGUCGUCGUCCUUCAGGCAGUCGCUGCUUCUCUCUCGGCUGAAACACACCACAACACAGCGUGAAACCAUGGCCGGGGUUAUCGUGAGGAAAUCGUUUGAUUACCUGAAGAGCAAAGACUUCAGGGAUUAUUUGAUGAGGUCUCAUUUCUGGGGUCCUAUCGCAAACUGGGGUCUUCCCAUAGCCGCCAUAGCAGAUAUGAAGAAGAGCCCUGAGAUUAUCAGUGGCAGGAUGACAUUCGCUCUGUCCUGUUACUCACUGCUCUUCAUGAGGUUCGCCUACAAGGUGCAGCCACGCAACUGGCUGCUCUUUGCGUGCCAUUUGACCAAUGAGUCUGCACAGCUAAUCCAGGGCAGUCGUCUCAUGAGACACAACAUGGAGAAGAAGAAGCAAUCUCAAUCUCAGUGACAACGUGAAGCAGAUGGAGAAGAUCCACUUCAUUAUGGCACCAUGCUGUGACAACAGCCACCUUAACCAUCAACAUUUUAACGAAUCAUUUGAACCGUGGCACUUACCCUAUGAAAUUACCACGACUCAUCAUCCUCAUGAAGUUUUAGUCACUUUUUAAGAUACAGACAGAAAAAGCAAACGCUUUCCUUAGUGAAAAAAGGUCAACUGCUGUGAUUUAUUUUUAAAUUGUUUUGCUACAUCAACAUGACGCACAAAAGCCUGAUGGUUACUAGAUGCUUUGCACAGAGAAGCCACUGAUCAUUCAACACGUAAGAAUGAGGCUGGAACAUCAUAAUGCUCAGCCAUAACAUUUUAAUAAGUAAUUGACAUGUUCAGCAUAUUUGACAGAGAAUUUAACCUUAGUUCAGCUCAGUAUAUGGACUUCAUUCAUUUACCUUUACUGACACACAGGACACACACAGGAGAAAGAUACUGUUGCUGUACAUUGAAAACAAUAUUUGAGGAUCUGAUUUGACACGUUUUACUGUGUUAUGAUAAAUAAUGAUUACCUAAUCAAAUGUUUAAAUUAUAAAAACUUAAAUGUUUGUGUUUUUAUGUGGUGCAGCUACCCCCACACUGUAAAUCUGUAAACUUUAGGCUGAGAUCACCAAUAUAUAAUCCUACAUGACUGGGAAAGACAAGCUGCCUCUGUCAGUGCUAACCAAAUGUACCAUAUGCAUAUUAAUUUAUUGUCAUUGUACACUUCACAUUCUCUUUCCCUGAUUCACAAUUUUGAUUCUCUGGGUUUGUUAAAUAAACUGGCUUUAACCAACUUGAACACAA